CCGGGCCCGCGCCAGCGCCACCGUCCGGUCCGCCAGCCAGCCAGCACGGCCGCGCCGCCGGCGAGCGAUCCGUGCGCGACGCGCAGAGGACUGGGAAUGGGGCUUCGGGCGCUGGGCGCGCUCCGAACCUGGCGCACUUAAAAGCCGAGAAGCGCCAGGAGCAGCCCCGCUGCCCGGAGCCCCAUAGCCCAGGACGGGGAGAUGCUGGAAGCUCAGCCGCCUGUCCCCGGAGGAGCCACCGCCCUCGGGAUCCCCCCGCAUGGUGCGCGUCUGGGCCACCAGCGCCUGGAGAAAACGGCGCCCCCUACGUCCGACCCGCGCGUCCCGGGCAGCGCCGCGGGAGCCCUCUAGGCGACCGCAGGGCCAAAGCAGCUCCGCCGCCGGUGCCCCCUCGGAAACCAUGACCCCCGGCGCGGGCCCAUGGAGAUAUGGCCUAUAGGGUCCUGGGCCGCGCGGGGCCACCUCAGCCGCGGAGGGCGCGCAAGCUGCUCUUCGCCUUCACGCUCUCGGUCUCCUGCACUUACCUGUGUUACAGUCUGCUGUGCUGCUGCGACGACCUGGGCCAGAGCCGCCUACUUGGCGCGCCUCGCUGCCUCCGCGGCCCCAGCGCGGGUGGCCAGAAACUUCUCCAGAACUCCCGCCCCUGCGAUUCCCCGGGGCUGCCGCCCAGCGAGCCCAACGUUCCCACCGCGCCCGGCGCCGCCGUGCCCGCCCCUCGCCUCUCCGCUUCCAACCACUCCGGCUCACCGAAGCUGGGUACCAAGCGGCUGCCCCAAGCCCUCAUUGUGGGCGUGAAGAAGGGGGGCACCCGGGCGGUGCUGGAGUUCAUCCGCGUGCACCCUGACGUGCGGGCCUUGGGCACGGAGCCCCACUUCUUCGACAGAAACUACGGCCGCGGUCUGGACUGGUACAGGAGCCUGAUGCCCAGGACCCUGGAGAGCCAGAUAACGCUGGAGAAGACACCCAGCUACUUCGUCACCCAAGAGGCCCCGCGACGGAUCUUCAACAUGUCCCGAGACACCAAGCUCAUUGUGGUGGUGCGGAACCCCGUGACCCGCGCCAUCUCGGAUUACACCCAGACGCUCUCCAAGAAGCCCGACAUCCCCACCUUCGAGGGCCUCUCCUUCCGCAACCGCACCCUGGGCUUGGUGGACGUGUCGUGGAACGCCAUCCGCAUCGGCAUGUACGUGCUGCACCUGGAGAGCUGGCUGCAGUACUUCCCCCUGGCUCAGAUCCACUUUGUCAGUGGCGAGCGACUCAUCACUGACCCCGCCGGCGAGAUGGGGCGGGUCCAGGACUUCCUGGGCGUUAAAAGGUUCAUCACGGACAAGCACUUCUACUUCAACAAGACCAAAGGAUUCCCUUGCCUGAAAAAAACAGAAUCGAGCCUCCUGCCUCGAUGUCUGGGCAAAUCAAAAGGGAGAACUCAUGUACAGAUAGAUCCUGAAGUGAUAGACCAACUCCGGGAAUUUUAUAGACCUUAUAAUAUUAAAUUUUAUGAAACUGUUGGGCAGGACUUCAGAUGGGAGUAAGCCACGGAGAUUCAAGGACUCUCAUCUUCCGUGAGGUUUACGCUUGGAGCCUGUAAUCUAACAAACGUGGGCUCCAGCCCCUUUCCCGCCUUGGGUUCCAUCGUUCUAGAACAGGGGUGCCCAUAUAAGACCAAGAGACCAGGGGUUCCUGCCACUAGCUCUCCCCAGCCUGUCAAAGCAAAGUUGAUCUGCUUCUGGUGUAUUAGGUCAAUUUCAGAAUCACUCUUCCUUCAGCCUAUAAGAGGCCAUGGGAAAUUGCUUUAGGAAGAGUGCAUCUUCUGAUAAUGAUAGAUACUUUAAGUGGUGAUAGUUCUGUUGCAAUGAACACCACAGUCUGUCCUUGUAACUGUCCACCCCAGAGUGGGAUUGUUCAUUCCAAGCGGCAUGUACCUUCCCUCUGAGCUUAACUUCCCUGAGCCGCCCUGGGUGUUGGGAUGGGAGACCCAUCCUUGGUCCUCCCAAGACCUUAGCAGCUCAUCAAGAAAUUGCAAAGCAGGAGGCACCUCUGGCCAUUCCUAAGAGGUGGACAUUUUGGUGAUGAAAUAAGUCAGUGAUUUCAAAGCUGUGGUCUCAACUGUGCUUAAAAGGGUACUGUCUUUGAAAACCACUUUGUGACAUCCCCUCCUCCCUCUGGACAAAAGCACAUAAUUCUUCUGUUACGGGUACUUUCCUUACGCGAGCUUUCAUGUUCAGCAUGCGAUUAAAUCAUGCUUGUCCAUGUGAAAUAAA
Choloepus didactylus (southern two-toed sloth) is the source of this 2261-nucleotide messenger RNA. It is a transcript of the gene HS3ST2, whose product is annotated as heparan sulfate-glucosamine 3-sulfotransferase 2. Bases 429 to 1532 code for a protein of 367 amino acids. The transcript is spliced from 2 exons. The record is from RefSeq and is a predicted model, not a curated record. Lineage: Eukaryota; Metazoa; Chordata; Mammalia; Pilosa; Megalonychidae. Gene Ontology annotation, molecular function: [heparan sulfate]-glucosamine 3-sulfotransferase activity.